Molecule: messenger RNA, 312 nt
Organism: Closterium sp. NIES-65
Lineage: Eukaryota; Viridiplantae; Streptophyta; Zygnematophyceae; Desmidiales; Closteriaceae
Source: the annotation of a GenBank genome assembly
AUGCAUCAUAGACCCACUCCGACCACCUCCACCACCGCCACCCCCGCCUCCGCCGCCACCGCCGCCAACGCCACCCUCGCCCCCGCCGCUCCCACCGCCACCUCCACCGCCACCUCCGCCGCCACCUCCGCCUCCACUGCCGCCACUAGUACCUCCACCCCCGCCCCCACCUCCACCGCCACCCCCACCCCCCCCGCCGCCCCCACCUCCUCCGCCACCGCCCCCGCUAGCUCCACCCGCUCCCUUGCCCCCCUUGCCCUUGCCAGAGCGGCGCCUACCGCUGGGGGCAGACGCCGCACCGACCGACUCUAG